Molecule: messenger RNA, 489 nt
Organism: Puccinia graminis f. sp. tritici CRL 75-36-700-3
Lineage: Eukaryota; Fungi; Basidiomycota; Pucciniomycetes; Pucciniales; Pucciniaceae
Exons: 3
Coding region: 1-378 (125 amino acids)
Source: RefSeq, a predicted model, not a curated record
AUGCCUACAAUCCACCGUCACAAUAUCCUCAUUCAACUUACUAUUCUCGUCCUAUUUCUUGCAAAUAAUCGACCGACAAUAGCAGCAGCACCCAAGCCCGCUCCAAGGUUCACACCCGAGACGUUUUACUGUUCUUCGACUGAUAGUGAUCGGGCUGUAGGGAUUUGUGUUGAUUGGCAUGACCAAGCUGCCAAUAUCGGUAGGGCCAGCCAUAUCAACAACAACAAGAACGUCUUCAAAUGGUGUUCGACUGAAAAUAAAGAUCCGCGACGUUCGUACUGUUGUAUCCCCCGAGUGGGCUGGUGGGCCGAUGAAGGUCUAAGCGUCCAGGCACAUAACAUCAAGAGUAAUUGUAUUGAAAGGACUUAUAACUCCUGAGACUUUUUAUCCACUUGCAGUGUGGUGUAGAUCUCAUCUUGAUCCAUCUGUAUAGAUUUCUUUAGCAUCAUAAAAAUACAGCCAAUGAUCAAUCCAUAAGUUCAUCAGUCA